This is a messenger RNA of Drosophila takahashii, 1074 nucleotides long. RefSeq names its product XK-related protein 6. Lineage: Eukaryota; Metazoa; Arthropoda; Insecta; Diptera; Drosophilidae. The record is from RefSeq and is a predicted model, not a curated record. Gene Ontology annotation, cellular component: membrane.
AUGGAGUCAGACGAAAGAACGCAGGUGGACGCCCUGAUGGAACCGAUCUCAAGAUUGAGUAUGCUGCUCACUGGGUUCUCGAUUUUCUGGCGGUUCGUUUCCAUUUUCAUCAACUGGGGCCUGGCCUACGAGUAUUGGAUGGAGGAAUCCUACGGCUACUGUGCCUGGACGAUCGGCUCGAUCGUGCUGCCCAUGACGGUCACAUCGGUUAUCUAUAUACACACUCUAAAAGCCGGCCAUUCGGGGGAGAAACGCAUCCUGGAAAGGGGAUUAUACUCAAAUGUGGUGAUCUCGUACCUCUUUCGCGAUGCCUACUCUCUUAAUUAUGCACUGAAAUAUACGGAGGCGAAAAGGCGGGAUGAUCAGCAGGAGGAGAUCAGAUAUUAUCAAAAGCUUAUGACGGAAGAGUGCAAUGUCAGCUUUGUCCGCCUUUUCGAUUCGUUCUUGGAAUCCGCACCGCAGAAAAUAUUACAGCUCGUCAUAGUACUGCGAUCGAUCAAGGACUUUACAUACUAUCGCCUGAUCGCCUUCGUCGUCUACUUUGGGAACAUAGCGUGGUGCAUCCAGGCGUACAAUCACUCCAAUCGCCUGGUGCAGUUGGACAAACAUGAUAUUGCGGCCAAGGGACGAUUUCUGCAAUUUCUCUUCCUCCUCUGUCUCACUGUUUCUCGAACGCUUUGCAUCGCGUAUGUGGCCAGUCUCUUUCCCAUCGAAACACUGAUUAUUUGUGCUGCGCACGCUUGCUUUUGCGGCACCAUUGUAUUUUUCGUGGACUCCCCAAUGAUCGCCGAAUCCCGCUUUAUGAACUACCUGUACUGCCUUUGCUUUGGCGUAGUCUACCUUUUUAUUUUUACGCCCGUUAAGGAUGCACCGACCAAGUAUAAAUACGCCUCAUACCUUACAUUCUGCCUGCUGCAAAACACAUUUGCCUGUGCUUUGUUCAUUCCCCUGUAUCUCUCCAUUGCCAUUAUUGCCUUGUAUAUAGUCGGCAUCGUGCUGAUCGUAUUCUAUUACACUUACUGCCAUCCCAAUACCAUAAGAACUUAUUUUUAAUGUAGCAUUACUUUGUAGAAU